This is a messenger RNA of Exophiala dermatitidis NIH/UT8656, 2802 nucleotides long. Its product is annotated as 2-isopropylmalate synthase. Gene Ontology annotation, biological process: L-leucine biosynthetic process. Gene Ontology annotation, cellular component: mitochondrion. Gene Ontology annotation, molecular function: 2-isopropylmalate synthase activity. Bases 390 to 2426 code for a protein of 678 amino acids. The transcript is spliced from 4 exons. The record is from RefSeq and is a predicted model, not a curated record. Lineage: Eukaryota; Fungi; Ascomycota; Eurotiomycetes; Chaetothyriales; Herpotrichiellaceae.
UUGUCGAGGGCAUGUCUUUCCCCACAGAACUUCUGAAAGCGAUCAAAUGUGACGGCGCCGAGGAAAGAAAGGCCCGAGUCCAAGUUCGCCAAUUCGAUGCAUGAUAUUUUUGCCCCCCACUUCAACUGGAGACUUUUUGCGUGUCCGACAGCCACAGGCCAGUUCCAGCACCAGCGUUUCUACCACCUGCAGUGACUCACGGCCAGCUCGAGGAUUGUAUAUGACCGAGUGUCCCGAGUACUAGCUAUUCAGCAGCAGCAAGUUGUCAGAUUGAAUCCUGCCAGUGGCACACUCUCGGCUUUGACCUUUGUCCUUCGGUGCCAUCCCGACUGCGGCAUUUUCCAUCUCAUCUGCGCUGACUGGCAACUCUCCCUCAAACAGUCGCAAAGAUGCCUAUGCUUCGUGAACCCUGGAAGAAAUACCGCAAGUUUAAACCCCUCGAUCUGCCGAACAGACAAUGGCCGAACAAGACCAACGACAAGCCUCCGCGGUGGCUUGCUACCGACCUGCGGGAUGGUAACCAGAGCUUGCCAGAUCCCAUGGAUGGCGACCAAAAACUCCGCUUUUUCAAGAUGCUCGUCGAAUUGGGCUACAAAGAGAUUGAAGUGUCCUUUCCAUCGGCCUCGCAGACAGACUAUGACUUUACGAGAUACCUGGUCGAAACGCCCGGUGUAGUCCCGGACGACGUGUGGUUACAAGUUUUGUCCCCGUGCCGAGAGGACUUCAUUCGGCGAACGGUCGAGUCCUUGAGAGGCGCCAAAAAAGCGAUUCUUCACUUAUACCUUGCCACGAGCGACUGCUUCCGGAGAAUCGUGUUUGGGAUGACCGAGGACGAAAGCGUUGCCUUGGCCGUUAAAUGCGCCAAACUCGCUCGAUCCCUCACCAAAGACGACCCCAGCCAGGCCGGGACGGAAUGGCUGUUUGAAUUUAGCCCCGAGACCUUCUCUGACACGUCUCCGGAGUUUGCUGUGCGGAUUUGCACCGCUGUAAAGGAAGCCUGGGAACCCACCGAAGACGCCAAAAUCAUUUUCAACCUCCCAGCGACCGUCGAGAUGUCGACUCCCAAUGUUUUCGCCGACCAGGUCGAGUACUUCUGCACCCAUAUGACCGAACGUGAGAAGAUCUGCGUCUCAGUGCAUCCCCACAACGAUCGGGGUUGUGCUGUUGCUGCUGCAGAGUUGGCCCAGAUGGCUGGCGCAGAGAGAGUCGAAGGCACACUGUUCGGAAACGGAGAGCGCACAGGAAACGUUGAUCUGGUCACUCUGGCCCUGAAUCUCUACACCCAGGGCGUUUGGCCGGAAGUCGACUUCAGCGACAUCAACAAGGUCAUUCGGGUGUGCGAAGAGUCUACCAAGAUUCCGGUCAACGAGCGAUGGCCAUACGGCGGGCAGUUGGUUGUCUGCGCGUUCAGCGGCUCCCAUCAAGAUGCGAUCAAAAAGGGGUUCCAACUCCGGAAAGCCAAGGGGUUGGGCGCGGAAGAUCAAUGGGAGAUUCCAUAUCUGCCACUCGAUCCUCAGGACGUGGGUCGAACCUACGAAGCAGUCAUUCGAGUCAACUCACAAUCCGGCAAGGGCGGUGUCGCCUGGAUUAUCCAGCGCAGUCUCGACCUGGACUUACCUCGUGGCCUCCAGGUUGCCUUCAGCAAGAUUGUGCAAAGGGAAGCGGAUGCCAAGGGCCGGGAGUUGCUCCCGCGGGAGAUCCAGGCGCUCUUCGAAGAGUCGUACCAUCUCAAAAAGAACCCUAGAUUUACUCUUGUUGACUACAACAUCACGGCGGUGCGGACUGCGUCUCCUGCUCCACCAGCGAAGUCGUCGGUCGGUCAACCGCCACAGACGGUGGCGCCCGCACAAAACACGUCCACCGCUAAACGUCAAUUUGCAGGCAUCAUCGCCAUUGAUGGGAUUCAACAUCCUGUGGUGGGUGUGGGCAAUGGUGCCAUCUCAUCCUUGGCCAAUGCUCUCCACUCCUUGGGCAUUGAUCUUGAUGUCGCCGACUACAAGGAACACGCCAUUGGUGAAGGUCGUGAAGUGAAGGCUGCGACGUACAUAGAAUGUACGGCCAGCGGGUCACAGGAGAAAGUCUGGGGCGUGGGCAUCCACGAGGACGUUGUCCAGGCUUCGUUGAUUGCGCUUUUGAGCGCCGCAAGCUCGUUCUUGACAUCCCGGGUGUCGACGCCGGUGCCAUUCAAACCUAAGCACACGCGACAAUUUUCCGAGGCCGAGAUGGAGGCUUUGGAAAGAUUAAACUUGGGAGGAUCGGACACUCCCAACAGCCCAUUGCGGUCGUCCGUGACAGUCGAUUCCCAUCCCGCGCCGUCCAAAUUGAACAUGCAAACCAAUGCAGGCAGCGUGUCGGCCAGCAAGAUUGACAUUGAUCUGUUGGAAAAGAAGGCCCAAGCCAUCAAUGGCCAGGCUGAAAACGCAUAAAUGACCGGACUCGGACCUGCACAUAGUGUGUUUCUUGACACAAAAGCACACUACGAGGUGGAUCAAAUACUUUGAUGACCAAAAAAGUGAAACGUUUACUGUUAUACGUGGCUGAUGUGGUGCCACGAGAUACUGGUAUGCCACGGACUUUUUGUAUAGUUCCAGUUCCUGCAAGUCAUGGGGUUCAUGUGCCAUCCGUGACUGAAAAGCACAAGACAUAUUGUAUCUCGCCAACCAAAAUGACCUUGAAAACAAGGAAUUACUAUUAGACUGACGAAACGAAAGGGUGGAAGCCCUUCACAUGUCAAAUUCAGAUCAUAGUAGAGUACCUAGACAAAAGUGUGCUUUCAUGUGACUAUCCCGUAGUCCAUCCUGG